AUUGUAUGUGUAAGAGGUCUUUGUUUUUAUACUUAAUUCCAAUUAUAUUUAAUAAAAAAAGAUAACACUUUACAGAACAUCAAGAAAUUAUCCCAAGAGACAUGUAAACAGCUUGAGCAAUUUUCACCUAUCAUAAAAAUAUAUCACAGUCGGUAUUGGACUGGACCAAAGACAAAAUUAACGAGGAAAUCAUGCAAUGGAAGGAAUCCUUAUAUGGAGGGCUCACUGCUAUACCGAACCAAGUCAUAAAAAAUAAAAAUAAAAAUGCCGAAACUAGUGCCAAUGUCCCCGCAGAGGGCAACUCUAUUUACUCUGUAAAGCACAAUGUCAAAAAGUGUUUCGUUCCAAAGAUAACGGUAAAACACCUAAGUCAACGACUGUCAUUUUCAUUUUUUUAAGCAAAAAUGAACCAAGUCAGUGUUUUUGGAAUAUUAACAAGUUAAAAAUCAGGAAGUUCAGGAAGGAAGCCGGGCCGAGCUUUGAAUACCCUCCACCAUUUGGAACGAAUUUAGAAUUUUUCAAAAAAUAAAAUCCUUAAAAAAAUUCUGUUAAAAUUAUAAAAAUACCGAUUAUAGCCGUUAUAUUGGGGUCUAUACAACGAGGACCCCAACUUACACAGGUAUUGUUUGUCAUAAGCCAUUACCAUAUUCAAAUUCGAAACUUGAAAUAAACGGUGAAUAAUAUAGCUAAUAUCAUAUUGUAUUAAGGAAGGUACCGUUAUAUCGGAGCUGUGCGAAGACCUGGUCCAGCAUAGGCAAUUUUCUGUCACAGGCUGUAGCAUCCAUAACGAACUUCAAAUACGACAUGUCAAACAAUUUCGGUGGGUAUUGUACCUCGUCAAAAUACCGAAUAUAGGUACUGAUAUAUGGGGCCUAAACGAAGACCUGGACCUGCAUAGACAAUUUUCUGUCACAGACUGUAAUUCCCAUUACGAACUCUAAAUACGUAAUUUUAAACAAUUCUGGUGUAUAAUGACGCUAAAAUCAACAAAAUACCGAAUAUUGGGAGGUACCGUUAUAUGGGGGUUAUACGUAUUUCGCAUUUAAAAGUUACUGAGUGAACGAUGUGGUCGAUCCGAAACUAUUUCAUCUUAGGACCCCAUAAGCAUAGUAGUACCAAAAGAAAUUAUGAAAGGCAGUGCCAAAAAAAAUCUCCCAAAAGAACUCACUGAGUAACUAUUACCAGAAAAGUGAUUUCGAUUGGUAAAAUACUUAUUUUGGUGUACUUUCAAUGGACACCCAUAUUUAAGAAUUUUAUGCACACAUUUUUCUUUCCGUCGUGUUUAUUCAGUAGUGAUAAAUGCCUGCAAUAUUGCACUAAAUAUCUGAAUUUCAAUCCCAUUAAUAGCGAACAUCUUUACAGUGGCCAAAAAUAUAAAUAUUUUAUGUUUGGUCGGAAAAAAGCGGCACCCUGUGGUCUCCUCCACUGUUGUGUAAAUAAAAAAAUUAGUAUAGUUUUGAACGGUGUGCGUUAUGGCAGCAUAAACGCUCUGUGUUUUUAAUAUAAAAAUACGAAAAUAGAUGUGCUCGUUUUACGCUAUCCCAUAUAUUAAGAAACAACAAAAUAAGAACACUUCCAACAUAAUGAUGACGUUUGUAAAAACGUUUUUGUGCCUAAUUCUUAUGUGCCACAUCGAUGCUCUGAAACCUCCAAUAAGAAUAGGAGCUCCAGCACAUUCAGUUAGUGGUGAUCACAUUUCAUUGGAAUUCUAUGCAGCCCUCAAGAAUGGCAAUGACAAGAAGAACAAUUUGCAGAGGACACUUCAGAACUUUAUCGAAACCCUUCAGAAAAAUCUAUCUACAUCUGAUAUACUCAACGUUGGGGGUAAUAACCUCGACUUGGAGAGUGGAGCAGAUAAACUAGCGCGUCUUUAUGGAUUGGCCGAUUACUUUGAAUAUGCAUCGGAAAUGGCCAGUUCGUUUGGUUGUGUCGCUGAAAACUUCUUCGAGGUGGCAAAAAACGAGAGUGUAAAUCUAUUGCAAAAACUUCGUCAAGUGCCUUCUGCUCAACGUUAUUUACCCACUAAGGUAAAAAUGCGUCUGACGGAUUACUUUGCAGAAAUGGAAUACUUCCAUGUCAUGUUGUCAGAGGUAAUCGAUGAGGCUCUGGAAUAUAUUGUUGAUACGCUGCGAUCAACACAAACUAUUUUUAUGCGCUAUGCUGACGUACAACGAGAAAUACUGAGAAUGUGGAACUUGCGACUAGACGACUGGUGUAUAAAUGCCUAUGUUGACUUUCUUCAGUUUUGGUCGACAGAAAUCUUUAAAUGCGCUUCAAGAAAGGAUUUAAGCGUUGCCUACGAUGUGUACGCCACAACUGAAACCACUACAACACACAUUAUGCGCCAACUAGAGUUUCGAAUACAACGGUUGUACAAUUGCUUUAUAUUCGGGGGAUACCAGAUAAGAUGUACGUUUUUGUAUAACCCAGAGAGAGAUUUUCACGCGCUUUUUUCUAAAUUGGAAGAUCUGCAACAGUAUCUGGACAUUAAAAUCAAAAGGGGUCGUAUACAAGUGGCCCGAACUCGACGUCUAAGUGAAGGUCAAAAAUAUGAAAAAACUUAUAAGCAAUGCAUACCGAAGAAGUUCCCAGAAAAUCAAAUGGCUGAUAGCUUGAAGCAAUGCUUCUAUUUUUAAAAGAUGCAUAUUAAAAAUGUAUUUUAAAUAAAAUUAAGGUCACAUGGGGUCAAAACGAGUAGUCUUUAAACAAUUCUAACCAACCUUACUUAAAUUAAGUGUUUAAUGUAAAUUUUUCAGAACAUAAUAAUAUACAAAUAAAUAUCUGUUUGUAAAUAA
This is a messenger RNA of Musca domestica (house fly), 2795 nucleotides long. RefSeq lists its product as uncharacterized. NCBI's taxonomy places the organism in Eukaryota, Metazoa, Arthropoda, Insecta, Diptera, Muscidae. The record is from RefSeq and is a predicted model, not a curated record. The coding region runs from base 1521 to 2636 and encodes 371 amino acids. The transcript has a single exon.